GCCUAGAGAAAUGAAGAGAUUUGCCCUAAAUUCCUCAGCUGAGCAGCUGUGAGGCUGAGUGCCUCUGAAAGUUUUCAGGUUGUUCUGAGGACCCCAGACUAAAGCCUCCUCUUGCCCAAAGGCAUCUGUCUGCUUGAAGCUGCCUUUGGGAAGCUCACAUUGCCCUGAGGUUAGCGUCCAGGAAGGGAGAAAUCCUUAAGAGAGAAGUUGUUUGAAGACUCUGUGGCCAUCUGUAUUGGAGAGUUAAUUCAGGUUCUUCAUUUAAGAGAGUAAACUCUGGAAGGCCGUGGCUUAUAGGCCCCAGUGAUCACUGGCAGGGAAGGGAAGAGAGCUUUUCUUUUUCUCCCAGGGAGGCUAUUGAGUGGCAGGGGCGGGAGCAGUAAGGGGGCGGGCCUGAAUCAGCGCCCUCUGAGCAGCCAAAGACCUGCAGGCACAGGAGCUGCCAUCCUUCCAAGAUGUGGCUUCUCUUGCUGGUCCUGACCUCCCUCGCCUCUUCGACAGUUUGGGGGCAGCCAGCCUCGCCGCCUGUUGUGGACACUGCCCGGGGCCGAGUCCUGGGGAAGUACGUCAGCUUAGAAGGCCUGGCACAGCCUGUGGCCGUCUUCCUGGGAGUCCCUUUUGCCAAGCCCCCUCUCGGAUCCUUGAGGUUUGCUCCGCCGCAGCCUGCAGAACCAUGGAGCUUCGUGAAGAACACCACCUCGUACCCUCCCAUGUGCUGCCAGGACCCAGUAGUGGGGCAGAUGACCUCAGAUCUAUUUACCAACAGAAAGGAGAGGCUCACUCCGGAGUUUUCUGAAGACUGUCUCUACCUAAAUAUUUACACCCCUGCUGACCUGACCAAGAGGAGCAGACUGCCGGUGAUGGUGUGGAUCCACGGAGGAGGUCUGGUGGUGGGCGGGGCACCAAUGUAUGAUGGGGUGGUGCUUGCUGCCCAUGAAAACGUGGUGGUGGUGGCGAUCCAGUACCGCCUGGGCAUCUGGGGAUUCUUCAGCACAGGGGACGAACACAGCCGGGGCAACUGGGGUCACUUGGACCAGGUGGCCGCACUGCACUGGGUCCAGGAGAACAUCGCCAACUUUGGAGGCGACCCAGGCUCUGUGACCAUCUUUGGAGAGUCAGCAGGAGGGGAAAGUGUCUCUGUUCUGGUGUUGUCUCCCUUGGCCAAGAACCUCUUCCACCGGGCCAUCUCUGAGAGUGGCGUGGCCCUCACUGUUGCCCUGGUCAGGAAGGACAUGAAGGCUGCAGCUAAGCAAAUUGCUGUCCUUGCUGGGUGUAAAACCACCACCUCGGCUGUCUUUGUUCACUGCCUGCGCCAGAAGUCAGAGGACGAGCUCUUGGACUUAACGCUGAAGAUGAAAUUUUUAACUCUUGAUUUGCAUGGAGACCCCAGAGAGAGCCAUCCCUUCCUGCCCACUGUGGUGGAUGGAGUGCUGCUGCCCAAGAUGCCUGAAGAGAUUCUGGCUGAAAAGGAUUUCAACACUGUCCCCUACAUCGUGGGAAUCAACAAGCAAGAGUUUGGCUGGCUUCUGCCAACGAUGACGGGCUUCCCCCUCUCUGAAGGCAAGCUGGACCAGAAGACGGCCACGUCACUCCUGUGGAAGUCCUACUCCAUGGCUAACAUCCCUGAGGAACUGACUCCAGUGGCCACUGACAAGUAUUUGGGGGGGACAGACGACCCCGUCAAAAAGAAAGACCUGUUCCUAGACUUGAUGGGGGAUGUGAUGUUUGGUGUCCCAUCUGUGACGGUGGCCCGUCAACACAGAGAUGCAGGAGCCCCCACCUACAUGUAUGAGUUUCAGUAUCGCCCAAGCUUCUCAUCGGACAAGAAACCCAAGACGGUGAUCGGGGACCACGGGGAUGAGCUCUUCUCCGUCUUUGGUUUUCCACUGUUAAAAGGCGAUGCCCCAGAAGAGGAGGUCAGUCUCAGCAAGACGGUGAUGAAAUUCUGGGCCAACUUUGCUCGCAGUGGGAACCCCAAUGGGGAGGGGCUGCCCCACUGGCCGAUGUACGACCAGGAAGAAGGGUACCUUCAGAUCGGCGUCAACACCCAGGCAGCCAAGAGGCUGAAAGGUGAAGAAGUGGCCUUCUGGAACGAUCUCCUGUCCAAGGAGGCAGCAAAGAAGCCACCCAAGAUAAAGCAUGCUGAGCUGUGAAGGGGAGGCUCGGCCGACCUUGAGGGCUUGUGGGACCGCAGGCAGGAGUAGUCUACAGAAGGCGUUGAUGGGCCAGGAGGUAUCUUCUUGUGGAGGCUGGGGAAUUAGCGGGUGGGAGUGGCGGAGAUCAGGGAGGGGGAAUUUCUGUAGCUGCGGCCUCAAUUUUAGAAUAAAUGUUCUUUUGGAGACCAA
This is a messenger RNA of Phacochoerus africanus (Common warthog), 2345 nucleotides long. It is a transcript of the gene CES1, whose product is annotated as carboxylesterase 1. Gene Ontology annotation, cellular component: lipid droplet; endoplasmic reticulum. The record is from RefSeq and is a predicted model, not a curated record. Lineage: Eukaryota; Metazoa; Chordata; Mammalia; Artiodactyla; Suidae. Gene Ontology annotation, biological process: lipid catabolic process. The coding region runs from base 456 to 2153 and encodes 565 amino acids. The transcript is spliced from 14 exons. Gene Ontology annotation, molecular function: carboxylic ester hydrolase activity.